Messenger RNA from Nannospalax galili (Upper Galilee mountains blind mole rat), 1331 nucleotides. RefSeq names its product paraoxonase 2 (gene Pon2). Gene Ontology annotation, molecular function: arylesterase activity. Gene Ontology annotation, cellular component: extracellular region. The record is from RefSeq and is a predicted model, not a curated record. The coding region runs from base 97 to 1161 and encodes 354 amino acids. NCBI's taxonomy places the organism in Eukaryota, Metazoa, Chordata, Mammalia, Rodentia, Spalacidae. The transcript is spliced from 9 exons.
UAGAGCCAGGGCGGGGCACCGGCCUGGCUGAUCCCUGGCGCUGAGUCCGCCGCAGCCCGGCCAGGCCCGAGCGAGGAGGCGGGCAGGUCCCGCGCCAUGGGGCGGCUGGUGGGGUUGAGCCUGAUGGGCAUCGCGCUGGCGCUGCUGGGCGAGAGGUUCCUGGCGCUCAGAAAUCGACUUAAAGCCUCCAGAGAAGUAGAAUCUGUAGACCUUCCAAACUGCCACCUGAUUAAAGGAAUUGAAGCUGGUGCUGAAGACAUCGAUGUGCUUCCCAAUGGUCUGGCUUUCUUGAGUGUGGGUCUGAAGUUUCCAGGUCUCCAUAGCUUUGCACCAGAUAAGUUUGGAGGGAUACUGAUGAUGGAUCUCAAAGAGGAAAAGCCGAGGGCACUGGAAUUAAGAGUCAGCCGGGGCUUCGAUUUGGCUUCGUUUAACCCACACGGCAUCAGCACCUUUGUAGACAGCGAUGACACAGUUUAUCUCUUUGUUGUAAACCACCCGGAAUUCAAGAAUACAGUGGAAAUUUUUAAAUUUGAAGAAGAAGAAAAUUCUUUGUUGCACCUGAAAACAAUUAAACAUGAGCUCCUUCCAAGUGUGAAUGACAUCAUAGCUGUUGGACCAGUUCAUUUCUAUGCCACCAAUGACCACUACUUCUCGGAUCCUUUCUUAAAGUAUUUGGAAACAUACUUGAACUUACACUGGGCCAAUGUUGUUUAUUACAGUCCAGAUGAAGUUAAGCUGGUGGCUGAAGGGUUUGAUUCAGCCAAUGGAAUCAAUAUUUCACCUGACAAAAAGUAUGUCUAUGUUGCUGAUACAUUGGCUCAUGAAAUCCAUGUUUUGGAAAAGCAACCUAAUAUGAAUUUGACUCAAUUAAAGGUUCUGCAGUUGGGUACGCUGGUGGACAAUCUAUCUAUUGAUCCUUCCUCGGGCGACAUCUGGGUUGGCUGUCACCCUAAUGGCCAGAAGCUCUUCGUGUAUGACCCGAGCCAUCCUCCCUCAUCAGAGGUUCUUCGCAUCCAGAACAUUCUAUCCGAGAAGCCUUCAGUAACCACAGUUUAUGUCAACAAUGGGUCUGUCCUCCAGGGAAGUUCUGUGGCGACCAUAUAUGACAGGAAACUUCUCAUAGGCACUUUAUACCAGAGAGCCUUGUAUUGUGAACUCUAAAUUGUAUUUUCAGCAUGCAAGCACAAUAACUUGUAACAAAUUAAUCUUCUUAUGACUUGGUAAUUCUGAGGGACUUUAACCAGCAGGGUGGACCCAGAAAUAUACUGCAUAUAUAACCCAUUUUAUUUCAGUAAGGAAAGGCACCCAGAGUUCUGAUAGCACAUUUAACA